GGAGUAUGUUUUGUUUUUUGGGCAUAAAUCUGAGGAGCACGCUUGGUUUAGAGGGGAAUCAAUCCUUUAGUUAUCAAAAAAGCUCUCACCGAGUGUUGUACUCCUUUCAUGGAAUCUAGGCUUUUUCACCCCCUUGUUUUCUAAUGUUCCAUUGCAAUAAACAAGAGGAUGAGGUGACCUGCCUCACCUUUCAAACAAAAGAAAAUAACAUAAACAGAAGCAUUUAAGUUAGUCUCAGUCCUUAUUAGAAGUUUGACUUCUCAUUUUAGAAUUUUCUUGGUUUUAAGUUUCUCCUUCACCUGAAUAUCAUAUAACUUUGCUUUUUUUUUUUUUUCAAAAAUCAACCUAAUCCAGUUGACCCAAAUUCCAUUUUUUUUUUCUAAGAGGCAGCUGUGACCCAAAGCCUCCUCCUAGCUGGAUUUCCCAUUCAUCAGAUGUUCCGGGAUUUGCUCAAUUUUCAUCAGAUUUUCACUCUUUGGCUACCAGAAGAAAACUUUCAGUUUGAUGCAGGUUACUCAGUGUAAGUAGCUAGGAAAUUCAGACUUUGUGGACAUUGAACCACUUUUAUCAAAACAAAGUCUUUGGACAACUUACAAACUGGUUUCGAGCACUUUCCAUGUAACUCAUCAAAGUAUACAUAUUUGUAUGGUUCUCACAAAUCAAGCAAUUAGCCUUCUUUCCGAAGAGGGGUCUGUUGCCAUCUGCUUCUCACUUCUUGAACCACUUUAUAGAGUCAGUGGUACCAAUGGCUAAUGUCAACAUAGACCCAAAAGCCUUCCCUUCAUCAUCCUCAUCCUCAUCCUCUUCCAGUGAACAAUGGAGGUACGAAGUCUUCUUGAGCUUCAGAGGUGAAGACACACGCAAGGGCUUCACAGACCACCUCCACACGGCAUUAAGGAAUGCUGGAAUUAAUGUUUUUAUUGAUGAGCAGCUAACAAGAGGGGAAGUUAUAGAUGCCGAACUGGUGCAGGCAAUCCAACUCUCCAUGAUCUCUGUGAUUGUUUUUUCAAGUAAUUAUGCCGAAUCUACUUGGUGUCUGGAUGAGCUCGUGAAGAUCAUGGAGUGCAAAAGCACAUUGGAGCAAAUGGUAUUGCCAAUAUUCUAUGAUGUUGAUCCUUCGGUUGUCAGGAAACAGACUGGUGUUUUUGCACUAGCCUUUCAGAAACAUGAAGAGCGCUUCGUCUCAGAUACAGAUAAGGUAAAAAGGUGGAGAAGUACUCUUACUAGAGCUGCAAACUUGUCUGGCUUGGAACUUCAGAACACCGCGAAUGGGCACGAAGCAAAGUUCAUCAAGGAAAUUCUUCAGGAGAUCAUUAGAAAACUGAACAAUGGGACGUGCUUGAAUGUAGCUAGGUACCAAGUUGGAAUUGAAUCUCGUGUGAAAGAAAUCAGUGAUUGUCUAUGUGUUGGAUUACCUGAUCAUCGCAUAGUUGCGAUUUGUGGCAUAGGUGGAAUGGGUAAAACAACGGUUGCGAGAGCCAUUUAUAACAGCAUUUAUCAUAGGUUCGAUGGAAGAAGUUUCCUUGAAAAUGUGAGGGAAACACCACUGCUUGAUUUGCAAAACCAACUUCUUUCUCAAAUCUUGAAAUUGACCAAUAUAAAGGUAAUUGAUAGUGUUGCUGAAGGGAUCAGUGUGGUAGAAAACAGACUUAGAAGUAUAAAGGUACUUGUUGUAGUUGAUGAUGUAGAUAGUGAGAGCCAACUAGAUGCUUUAGCUAUAAAACCUUGCCCAUUUGCUCCUGGGAGUAGAAUUAUUAUAACAACACGAGAUGAACAUGUUCUAAGGAGACUUCAAGUAGAUAAUAUAUAUGAGGCUCGAAAGAUGAAUGAAGAAGAAGCACUGGAGCUCUUUCGUCUGCAUGCCUUUGGAAAUCAUUGUCCUAAUGAAGAAUUCUCUGAACUAGCCAGAAAAGUUGUUGAUUACUGUGGGGGUUUGCCGCUGGCUCUUGAAGUUUUAGGUUCUUUUCUCUCCACGAAAUAUACAGCAGGAGAAUGGGGUAGUACAUUGGAUCUGUUGAAAAGAACUCCUAAUGACAAUAUUCAAAAAAAGCUUGAAAUAAGCUACUAUGGGCUAGGUGAUGGUGGAACUGGCGAGUACUUAAAGAAUAUAUUCCUUGAUAUAUCUUGCUUCUUUAUUGGAAUGCACAGAGGAGAGGUCAUACGAAUAUUGGAUGGUUGCGGCAUUUCUUCAGAAACAGGAAUUCGUGUCCUGGAGGAAAGGCACCUUGUAUCUUUUGAUGAAGUAGACAACCUGAUUAUGCAUGAUUUGGUUCGGGACAUGGGCAGAGAAAUUGUGCGGGCAACAUCCCCCAAUAACCCGGCAAAACGUAGUAGAUUGUGGGAUCACGAAGAUGUAAAACGCGUGUUGGGAUUCAAAUCUGGAACUAAGAAAAUUGAAGGACUAGUUCUAGAUCUGCCAAGUUCUGAAGACAAUAGUUAUAGCACAGAAGCAUUUAGAAAUAUGCAGAGUCUGCGGUUGCUCCAACUCAACUAUGUAAAGCUCACUGGAAGCUACGAAUUUCUUCCCCAAGAGUUAAAUUGGCUCUGCUGGCAUGGAUUUCCUGAAAUGAGCAUACCAAACAACUUUAAUCAACGAAGCCUAGUGGCUAUCGACAUGCAAUAUAGCAAGCUCAAGCAAGUGUGGGAGAACCCUGAGGUACUUGAGAAAUUGAAACUUCUAGAUCUCAGGCAUUCCCGUUACCUAACAAAAUCACCAGACUUUUCAAAACUCCCAAAUCUUGAGGACCUGAAACUCGACAACUGUGAGAAUUUGCAUGAGGUUGACCACUCCAUAGGAGGAUUGAAGAACCUUAGAAAUUUAUCUCUAGAUGGCCUGAAAGGUUCACCAUCCGAAUCAAGUAAUCUAUUGAUUCCUUCAUUAGAAGACUUAUCCUCUCUAAUGUCAUUAUCUCUUAGGAACUGCAAUCUAACUGAUGAUGCAGUUCCUCAGGGUCUGGGAAGUCUAUCCUGUUUAAUAGCUUUGGAUCUUCAAGGAAACAAUUUUCAUAGGCUACCUAUCCUCAGCCACCUUACCAAUCUUAGAUAUCUAACAUUGGACAAUUGCAAGAACCUUGAAGAAAUCCCAGAUUUACCAAGAAGUUUGAUGCGUCUUGUAGCAAACCACUGCACUGCAUUAGAAAGAAUGCCAAAUUUUUCACAUAUGUCGAAUAUGAGAGAAUUGCAUCUCAGACAUUCCAUCAAGCUCCCUGAGGUUCCAGGCUUGGAUAAAUCAUUGAGCUGCAUGGAAAUGAUUCAUAUGGAAGGGUGCACCAGCCUCACAGAUAUUUUUAAGGAGAGUAUUUUGAAGGGAUGGACUACGAGCGGUAAUGGUGGUCUUUUUCUCUCUGGAAAUGACAUUCCUAACUGGCUUACAGAUGUUGACGAUGAUGAGGUCAAAUUUCAAGUGCCAAUAGUUUUAGGCGGUAGUGUAAAAGCACUAACUGUGUGCAUUGUCUAUUCUUCAUCAAAUGACUCCAAAUUUGGUGAAAAUCUUUAUCUUCGUGUUAUAAAUAAUACCCAGCGCACUCAGUUUGGCAUAUGGCUGAAUGGCAAUGUAACUUUAGCUGCCAACGAAGAUUAUCUUUGGCUAGCGCAUGUGUCAAAUGAUAUCCUCAAUUUGGAAGGGGGUGACGCAGUCGUAGCAUGUGCAACCUUGGGACCUGAGCCUUUGGAGGUGAAGAAAAUAGGGGUCAAUGUAGAAUGGGAAAAAAUUAUGCUUGAUUAUCCAAUAGACUGGGAGUCUCAACCAUAUCUCAGUGAAGACUAUGUGAAGGAAGAUGAUGAGGAAAACUACGAUGAAGAUGACAAUAGUGACACUGAGAAUGACCAUGAUGAGGAUAACUAUGUUGACGAUGACUACUCUGAUGAUGAGGCAGGACCUAGCCGAAGCUACCGAAGUCUCAAAAGAAUGAGGUCUGAUUUUAAGGAAUGGUUCCAAGAGAAAUGCGCACGGCUUGUUAAAGAUGGAUCAUGUGCCUAUAACGCCUCUCCGGAGAUAAAUUGCUGCAAUGAGACUAUAGAGUUGCGACAACAACCUGUUGUUUUGGAGCCAGUGGAUGCCGAGUCCCCUAAUAGAGUUUCUGGUUUCCCAAUUGGGUUCACACCUUCUCCAUCACAUGCUCAUUUUGUCCUGACUCAGAUUGCGUCCUCAUCUCAGGGAGGACCAGAAAAUGUCUGCACAAGGCCACAAUGUAUGGGGCUGCAGGCACUCUACCAGCAGCAACAAAUGCUAAUCCAACAACUGCAAUCUGAGAAUAAGGAGUUGCAAAGACAGGUGAUACUAUCACAACAGCCAAAUCAGAAUGUUGUUGAAAGAAAUUUUUUGCAACAGUGUAUUCCACCAGAAUCUCCGAUGACAACCCAAGGACCUGAUGAGUUUUAGCAAACUCGUCAACAUUCCAGGCUUGGAAGAGUUAAAGCACUUGAAACUGAUUGAAAUGGAAGGGUGCAACAAUAUCACGGCUAGUCUUCAAAAGUUUCUCCUGCAGGGACAGACUUUUGGUGAAUCUGGUGGUGUUUUCUCCCUGGAAAUGAUAUUCCUGAGUGGUUCAUCUAUAUGGAUGUUGGUUCCUCUGUCGCUUUUGAAGUGCUGGACAUGGUUGGCAGAGACAUAUAUUAAACAAUGUGUUCAAUUUAGAGGGUGGUGAUGAAGUUAAGGUCAGUGUUGAUUUUGGACCAAUAUUCAGUGUGAAGAUAAUAGGGGUCAAUCUGGCAUGGGACAGACUUAUCAAAGGGAAUGCAAUUUGGACUCUUGCUGUUUCAUCAAAAAAAUGGUUUACAGAUGAAAUAUGAGUUGAAGGAGAGACCACAUUGAUAUUGGCCACUGGCCUUUCGUUUUCUUUCUGCUGCAGUUCUCUCAAGGAUGGUUUGCCCCGACUUGAGAAUUAAGCAUGUAACCAUUAAGUUACAUUGGUAACUUAAUGGUUACAUUAAGUUAUAUUGUACAAAACCACGUGGUGUGGUGUGUUGGUCGAGCUGCCUAGUCUGGAACUCUCAGGUCUAGAGUUCGAAUCCAUCCCGUGGCCAGCAGAUUUGAGGGACAUGGGUUAGUUAAAACACUCAAUGGUUCGUGCGUCUGCGGUGCAGUGAUUAGUCUGGCUAUGCUGGAAUACACUGCAUGGGUGUGUGUGAUGGUUCUACUGACGUCUUCCACUCAAAAAAAAAAAAGUUAUAUUGUACAGUCUAGUGUCUACACUACAAUUAAGAAAGGACGUACUAUUCUACACCUGUGCUUGAAACUGAAGAACUCUGCCUUGAAAAAGACUAGCAUUUUGUGCCAGAUUACCAAUAUCUUAAUAAAAUACUGUUUCUACUACAAAGAAGAAUGGUACAGUUAUUUAUUGAACCAGAAAAUAUAGGUAAACAAACUACCUUAUAGUCCUAGUGUUGCUGCUAAUCUGAUGUUUAACAGAUAAGAAA
Rosa chinensis is the source of this 5418-nucleotide messenger RNA. RefSeq names its product disease resistance protein RPV1. Lineage: Eukaryota; Viridiplantae; Streptophyta; Magnoliopsida; Rosales; Rosaceae. The record is from RefSeq and is a predicted model, not a curated record. The coding region runs from base 746 to 4381 and encodes 1211 amino acids. The transcript has 9 exons. Gene Ontology annotation, molecular function: protein binding; ATP hydrolysis activity; ADP binding. Gene Ontology annotation, biological process: defense response; signal transduction.